UUCUUGAGGUCAUGUAAUUCUGGCCUCGUUUUUUCUUCCAAUCGAGUUCUUUGUUUUUUAGCCUUACAUGUCUUAGCUGUCUUUCGUCUUCUAUCAUAACGCCUCUGUAAAUUGGGAUUCUUCAGUUUCCAACCCUCUCACACCAAUCUCUACCACUAGAUUGAGAGACCUCAAGGUGGGUUUUCUUCAAAUUUCAAUUUUCAUGUCUCUUGAGAGAGAGAGAGAGAGAGAGCAUACAUUUUUGCUGUGUAUACAUGCUAAAAUUGGAUUUAGUAAGGGUGUUGUGAUUUAUUUGGAGGCUAUGGGGUGUUUCCAAUUCUACAGUGGAGAAAAGAAGGAAGAACCCAAGACCCCAAAGUCAAUGUCGGUUCAGUCCUCAAAUUCAACUCUAACCACAAACUCCACGCUUACUGAGCGUGAUAUGAGGAGAUCUGGGUCUUUAUUUAAUUCUCAGAAUGUAUCUGACACCAGCACCGAGUCUGUUGGGAGGAGCCAAUUUCUGAGUUUGUCUCAGAGGUCUAGUAAUCUCAAACUGUUCACAUAUUCAGAGCUGAAGAUGGCCACAAAGAAUUUUAAUCACACCGUCAAACUCGGAGAGGGUGGCUUUGGAUGCGUAUAUAAGGGUGUCGUCAAGAGGUCUGAAGAUCCAGAAAGAAAACUUGAUGUCGCUGUGAAACAAUUAGGAAAAAGAGGAUUGCAGGGGCACAAGGAAUGGGUAACAGAAGUGAAUGUUCUUGGAGUGGUUGAGCAUCCAAACCUUGUCAAACUAGUGGGUCACUGUGCUGAAGAUGAUGAAAGAGGAAUUCAACGGCUCCUGAUUUAUGAAUUUAUGCCUAAUAAAAGUGUUGAGGACCAUCUAUCAACUAAGUCGGGGACACCUCUUCCCUGGGCAAUGAGACUGAAAAUAGCCCAAGACGCCGCUCGAGGCUUAGCUUACUUGCAUGAAGGGAUGGAUUUUCAGAUCAUCUUCAGAGAUUUCAAAUCUUCAAACAUUCUCCUAGAUGAGCAGUGGAAUGCAAAGCUGUCUGACUUUGGAUUGGCUAGAUUGGGCCCUCAAGAAGGACUAACGCAUGUCUCAACAGCGGUUGUGGGAACGAUUGGAUAUGCAGCUCCUGAAUACAUCCAGACUGGGCGUCUGACGUCCAAGAGUGACGUAUGGAGUUACGGGGUCUUCCUUUAUGAACUCAUCACCGGUAGGCGCCCAUUGGAUCACAACCGCCCUAAGAGCGAACAAAAACUCUUGGAUUGGGUAAAGCCACACCUAUCAGACUCAAAGAAAUUUCGGCAGAUAUUGGACCCAAGGCUCGAAUGGAAUGGUUCCAAGAAGUCAGCUCAAAAGCUUGCCAUCAUUGCCAACCGGUGCCUGGGCAAAAACGCAAAGGCACGCCCAAAGAUGAGCGAGGUGUUGGAGAUGGUGAACCAGCUUGUCGAAGCAUCACAAGAAAUAGGCAGAUCGAGCUCUCUGACAGCUGAAAGUAGCUCAAUGUCAAGGGAAACCAUAGGCAGAUCGAGCUCUCUGACAGCUGAAAGUAGCUCAAUGUCAAGGGAAACCUCUGAGGAAACCAAAGUGCAAGGCAAGCAAAAGCCAACGGGAGAAAGUGGUUGGCUACACUGGAUAUGGUCAUCAAAACUUUUAAGGACAUGUUGAUUGCGUGGCUAUGAAAGUAAUGGAUUUGUACAUGGUUUGGAAAACAGUGUAAAAAAUCAUGAUUCCCAUGCAGCUAAAUAUUGUAUGGGAACGCUCUCCUAUAUCCUAUACUUCUUUUUAAGCAAUGUGGAAACUUUUGGAGGAAUCAAAGCACAAGGCGAUAAAUAGAUUGUAAAAUUGAGAAUUCAAGUAUUUGUAGACGGUUGUAGACGGUUAGGGAAUUUUAACGCCAAGGCUUGCGCGGGAGUUGCUGUUUGCACCACUUCAAUCUGAAAAUGGCUGGUGGGUAGGAAAUUGCUUCCGGAGAUGGGAAUUGGGAUUUAAUACCGUAUAGUUUAAAUGAACUGCUGAAAUUCCGAAAUAUUUUCUCUUAUCUUUUGUCUUGAUACAUGUAGAACUGAACUCGGAUACAACUUGUGGAAAUUUAGAUGAUAUAUGGGAUCUGAUAAUUGAUCCUUCAAAUGAAUAUGCAUUAGUCUCAUUUUUUUUUU
Molecule: messenger RNA, 2139 nt
Organism: Camellia sinensis
Lineage: Eukaryota; Viridiplantae; Streptophyta; Magnoliopsida; Ericales; Theaceae
Product: serine/threonine-protein kinase PCRK1
Biological process (GO): protein phosphorylation
Molecular function (GO): protein kinase activity; ATP binding
Source: RefSeq, a predicted model, not a curated record